Molecule: messenger RNA, 1604 nt
Organism: Paramuricea clavata
Lineage: Eukaryota; Metazoa; Cnidaria; Anthozoa; Malacalcyonacea; Plexauridae
Source: the annotation of a GenBank genome assembly
AUGCUAAUUACUCAAAGGAACAAGAAAACAAAACAAAAACAUUUCCAGUCCUUAACAGAACCUGUGCGUUCAAUUGCUGAUAACCUAGAUUUCCGAUUUCUCCCACAGUGUGAAGCUAUUCCCUCUCUUUUAAUUGAACUGGAAUCACUUCUACGUCAGAAAGAUAAUUUUCAGUUUAUAGUGUUGGACACUAACUGUGUCUGGAAAGUUCCUGGACAAGAUCCCGAUUCCUUAUGCCAAAGCCAGCAUACAAUUGAAAUCGUCAAGAAGCAAAUUCCUACGUUUCACACAAGAGCAAUGCGACAAUCACUGAUGCAGAAAUAUGGAAGAGUUGCUCCAAAUAUAAAGCCAGCUGUUCUGCGUAGCCUCUACCGGGACUUAACAGAUGACAGUUCUGCUGCUACCAAUGAACACAUGGCAGAAAUUGAUGAAAGAGUCAGACUUAUUCUGGAUAUGGAAGAUCCCAAUGUUGUUCUUGACUUGAGAACUUUAAAUACGGGAAACAAAAGUCAAUAUGACGUCUUCUGGGAUGAAUGCAAAAAGUUUUUGGAAGAAGAAGUGGGAACACCUGUUGAUGAUAGACGGCAUGACCAAGUGGUGCACCUUGCUCGAGCAAUAUCAGCAUGAAAUCUCAUUGAGCAAGUGAAAACCAGAUGCCCAGAAGGUACCAAAAUACCUUCUGAACCUUGGCUUCGGCUUCAAUUUUGGCCAAAGUCAAAGCAUGCUCACUCAAAGAUCCAUUACACGGGAAAGUUGAAAGUCAAAUUUAUGGUUCAGGCACGACAAUUCCGAAAAAGUCACCCCGACGCUCACUAUGCUGCUGCCAUUUUCAGAUACUAGCUUGAGUUGGCUGUGAAGUUCAGGUCAUUCAGCAACUUCUCGUGCGUGGACGAUAAACAUCGCGGAAAAGUUGGAGAACCAGGAUUUCCUGUUGCUGCGGCAGAGAGAGGACGCCAAGUUCUUGUGAGCCUUAAUAGUUUGUUCCAAGUUGGUGAUCACAAUUUUACUCAACAUAGCAUUGUUCCUUCAGUCUGCUUCCUGGUAGAUAUUCUUGAAACUGUUGAGUCAUCAUGGUACACCGGUCAAGUCGCAGUAGGCUUAAAGGCUUUUGAGCCAUCCAGUCCUGCACGACACUGCACAGAGCUUGGUAAUAUCCUGUCAUUAAGAAACCUGCAAACCAAACCCAUCUUGUUUCUCUACAGUGACGGUGGGCCAGAUCACAGGCUCACAUAUCAUUAAUGUCAUUAUUCUUGAAAUAUGACUUGGAUUUCUUGUGCGUCGCUCGUACAGCACCAUUUCACUCAUGGAGAAAUCCCGUAGAGCGCAUCAUGUCAUUGCUUAACAUUGGGCUGCAGUCGAUUGGUCUGAUGAGGAAGCAAAUGGAUGACGAGUUCGAAGCAGCGGUGGCCAAAUGCAAAAAUAUGAAACAGCUUCGAGCAGCAGCAGAGAAGAAUCCUACCAUCAAAGAUGGCACCCUUGAUAGUAUUGCUCCUGUGAAAUUACUCAUGUCAUGUGUCUUCCACAGACUGUCGUUGAAAGAAAAAAGAUCGAAUCCUUCGCAGCAGCCACCACAGCCGAAAUUGAAGAGUUUUUGUCAAGCAUAA